Effrenium voratum is the source of this 213-nucleotide messenger RNA. The record is from the annotation of a GenBank genome assembly. NCBI's taxonomy places the organism in Eukaryota, Dinophyceae, Suessiales, Symbiodiniaceae.
AUGGUGCAGAACUUUUUACUGAGCUUCAAUUGGAUUUGUCAGAAUGUCCCAGUGAAAGUGCCAGCAGGGAGAAGGCAGCUGAACCCCUACUUGGACUCCUCCAGCACCAUCGCAAGCGAGAGCCUACUGCUCCGGUUCCCGGCGGCCUUCUGCGGCGUGAACUCUGCGGGCUUCGGCACUCACGUGCACGCGAUCACCUGGAACUCGCGCUGA